Messenger RNA from Suillus fuscotomentosus, 402 nucleotides. RefSeq lists its product as uncharacterized. Bases 1 to 402 code for a protein of 133 amino acids. The record is from RefSeq and is a predicted model, not a curated record. NCBI's taxonomy places the organism in Eukaryota, Fungi, Basidiomycota, Agaricomycetes, Boletales, Suillaceae. The transcript has 4 exons.
AUGGAACAUAGCGAGCUCAACCUGCAACAAGAGAUCAGCCAGUUCGAUUAUCUUCAAGCGCAACAAGCGCCACUACCAGUCCCAGAACCGCCGAUGAUCAUCCCAGGCCCACUAGUCAUCAGCGAUUCGGCGAUCGCAUUAUGGAAUACUGCAACACAAACGGCUCAGGGUCGCGCCCAAGAUCGCUGUUCUGCGUUGCAGUACGAACCUAUCCCAACCACAGAGCAAGAUAAAUGUUGGCUUACCCUGUUGGCGUUACAGAAGGAGCAGGAGCUUGAAGACACCGUCAAAUGGGUGGAAAAUGCCUGGAAGGAAUUGGUGGAGCUGCCUGUCGGAGGGCGCGUAGUACAUGUCCAGAUCGGCGUUGAUGAGCUGGGAGCUGAAAUCAUAGUGCAUAUGUAG